AUGGAUCAAAUUGAAUUCAAAACACUGGAUGAAUUCAUUAGACUCCUCCACAAAAAGGGUAAGAUGUUAUAGAAAUAUAGUGUCGACAUUCACGACAUCUGAAAUGUAGAUUUAGUUGUAACAUUUGGCACAAAUUCUAAGCGAAAAAUAAAUAUAGACUGAAGCUAAGAAUGAUUGUUUUUUUAAGAGAUGGAGUGAAAUCAAAAUGCCUAUAAGUUUGAUAACAAUUGAUUUCAUCUCUUAAUUAUUUGUAAUCUACACCAAAGUGAACGAAACCUUGAAAGAAGAUGUAUUUAUUAAUGUAUUGAGCAUAGAUUUUAUUAGAUUUUAUUUGGCCACUCAUUGUCUACGAAUUUGAAGAUAAAAAAGUAGUAGUUGAAUAUUUCACUAUUUUGAAAACCAUUUACGAUAGAAAGUACAGGGAAUUACUUAAGAGUUUUGGAAUAUUGGAGAUAGUCAAAUACAUGGUAAUAUUGUCGACAAUAAUCACAGCUUAAAACAACCGAAAUUGAUGAUAUGAUUUGUUGUGAAUAACACAACAAUAAAGAAAACCCAUAAUAAAUCAUAACUCAAGAAACUCAAACUAAAAUAGAUCAAUUUGGAUUGUUCAUCAAUGACAUCUUCCAUCAAAUGAUUAAUGAUUUAAGAUAAUCUACAGGAAACAACCUCACCGACCUAGAAUAACUAUUUGGAAUUUCAGUUCAUCAAUUACUCUCCUAUUGUACCAAAGAUCACAAUUACUGUUAAGUUCAAACUUUGUUAAUCAUUCUCCUUGUAACAUUACUAAACUAAUACUUAGAAUCAAUUACCCUUAGUUAAUGCAGACAUAAUUCAGAAGGUAUUCUAAAAUUUUGAAGCCAUCAGUUUUAUUGUCCUAUUGUAUAAUUCGACAACAUCUUAAGUACUUCAAGUCUACUGCAUAAAAUUAUUUCAAGUUAUCACAAACAAGAACCCUUCGGUACCAUCAAUAUAUUAAAUAGAUCAUAUAAAAACUUAUUCUGAGCAUGAUACCAUCUACAAAAAAUAACAAGUUUAUCGAGAAUUUACAUUCUGAAUCACUGAUUUGCGCAAUAUUAGAAUGGCUGUUGAACAUUCCUACUACAAUAAAAAUCACUGAAUAUUAGAUGUUUGAUGAAAAACUAACAUUUAAGAAUCAUGAUGUUAUGGAAUUAACUCUGAAUUAUUUGUACAUCUGUCCUGUUAUGAUGAAACAAUAAUUGAUAACUACUUUGUAUACAUUGAUGAGGAAUAACAAAGACAAUUAAUUAUUUUUGUUAUCCAAUAAACACUUCUUAAGUACAUUUCCCAAAUUCUUAAUGGGACUUUAAGAUGAAGAUUUACUAGAAACUGAUGAGAAUCAAAAUUCGUUACAAAAAUCAGUACUUAUUUCUUUAAUUUAAAGAUAUACGAUACAAGUUUAAAAUUAAUAUCAACAGUUUUUAUGAACUAAUUUCAAAAUGGCAAAAUUGAUAUGCUAUUUUAAUGGCUUAAAUUAGCUGAAUUAGAGCAUCUCAAAUAGAAAAAUGAAGAUCUUGAUGGAUUCAAAGAUCCCAGAACUCCUAACUAUUUUAUUAGGUAAUUGAUUACAUAUGUUUUUAAUAAUAUUCUUAAAAGCUCAAUAUUAAACACAUCUGAACUAUCAAAUGAAUUGUUGUGGAGAGGAUUUCAUUUAUUUAUUGCAUCCUUCUUGGCUAUCAUCACCAAAGAUUUAAUUCAAUAAGAUUAGAAGAUAUCGAAAUUAAUAGGGAAAAAGGUUACAUACAGUCCUCAAUUGUUAAUGAUCACCUGUAAAUAUAUAUAAAUAAGAAUUUAGAAUUGUUUGAAAACCAACAAUGGAAUGAUCAUUAAUUUUGUAUUCGGAUCAUUUAGAUUAUUAACUUUUUGUAUAGUUAAACAAUAUCUAUGAAUUUGGAUAUUAUAAAACCAAGCAUUAAUUUUAAGACAGGUGAAUUCGCAAUAUGGUUGAAUCAGCUAUUCAAAAAAAUACUAAGUAAUGAGAAGGAUAACAUUUUUCUAUUGAGAAUCAUUUAGACAUUGAUAUGUUACUAUUAGCAUUACAUAGUGGCAUAAAACUUUGGAUAAUAAUAAUUGGAAGAGAUUUAAUAAUUAUUGAAAGCAUAUAGACAUUUGAUGUAGAGUCUCAUUUGUGGAAGUUAGCAGUUCAAGAAUUUAAAACAUAUUCCAGUAGAUAUUGAAUAUUAGAUUACAUUGAGUCAUUACUUUUACAUUGAAUCUUAGAUGAAACUAAUAAAUUAGAUCAAAUAAAAGUGUUAGAAAGAUCAUCACGGAUCUCAUGAUUCCUUUUUCAAUUUGUAUGCAUUGCAAGAACUGAUAGCUUACAUUCAAUAAUAAUUGUAGGAGUAUUACCUUAGUUUGAUUAAAUUGUGUCAAAUUUAUGGGAAAAGAUCUUAAAUUUUCAUUUGGAACUUUUGCUAUGAACUCAUCAGAAUGAAGAAAUAUGAAGGUGAUGUUCUAGAGUCCUAUUUGCAGACAUUGAUCAAUCAGCCUGAAAUAAUCCACGACAUUGUAGUCAGUGAUGAAAUGAUUGUGUAUUACUAUGAUUGUCCAAACAUGGUGAAUAUGAAACAGAAAUCAUAAUUGAAAUUGAAUGAAUUGAUCAGAUGGGCUAAUCUGUUAAUACAACAAUAGGAACAUGAGCAGAUCUUACUGUAUUAGGAAUAAUAUUCGAGACAGAGUCAAAUUCUGAUGAAGGAUGUAACUAAGACUUUGGACAAAUAUAAUUUGAUCUAAUUGCAAAAUUAUGAAAUUUUUGAACAAGAGAAAUUAAAAUAUGAUCAAUCUAAAACAUUAUGAUUUAUAUAAAUUGAUAUUAAUUCAAAUUCCAC
This is a messenger RNA of Paramecium octaurelia, 2846 nucleotides long. NCBI's taxonomy places the organism in Eukaryota, Ciliophora, Oligohymenophorea, Peniculida, Parameciidae. The record is from the annotation of a GenBank genome assembly.